AUGGAGGAAAAGGUCAACCAGAAAAUUCUCGAGAUGCUGCACAGCGACGUCAUUGAACCUGUAGUAGGUCCGCCUAAAUGGAUAUCACCAAUAGUGGUAAGGAAGCACGAUAUCCGGCUAUGUAUCAACAUGAAAUACGCCAAUCAAGCUAUCCAACGGGAACAUUUCCCUCUGCCCAUGAUUGAUACACUUCUAAACAAACUUCAGGGAUCGACAUUUUUUUCCAAAAUCGAUUUAACAUCCGCCUUCCAUCACAUCGAGCUUCAUCCUGAUUCGCGUGGCAUUACCACUUUUAUGACCAACAGAGGUCUUAUGCAAUUUAAAAGACUGAUGUUUGGCAUAAUUUGCGCGGCGGAGAUAUUCCAGCGAGUCAUGUCAGAAAUGCUAACGGGAAUCGAAGGGACAAUCGUGUAUAUUGACGAUGUUGUUAUAUCUGGUAAACCCCGUGAAGAACAUGACGCUCGUUUGCAGGAGGUGCUUGGGGUACUCAAGGAUAACAAUGCGAAGCUAAAUAUGGAGAAGUGCGUGUUUGGCGUAAAGAAACUCGAAAUUUUAGGCUAUGAAGUCAGUGCAGCUGGGAUCAGUCCAUCGGAGGAUAAGAUUGUCGCGGUACGGAAUUUCAGAUGUCCAGAAACGAAAGAAGAGGUCCGCAGCUUCCUUGGUCUUGUCAACUUCAUUGGGCAUUUCAUACCAGAUCUCUCAACAAGAACAGAGCCGUUGCGACAAUUUAUUAGGGAGAAGCAGCUUGUUUUGGCGAAAAUCAAAGACAGGCGUUUGAAGAUCUGCGGAUCUACUAACAUCUCAGACGUCUGCUCUCGCCUGUGCAAGGACUCAGAAAUUCCUUUCGAUGAAACCACAGAGCAUUUCCUGUGUUCGAUCGGCGAAUCACCAAACGCUAUCACGCUGCAAGAAAUAAAAACUGAAACGGCUGUCGAUGAGACAAUGCUAGCGGUCACCGAAGCAAUACAAACUCACAGUUGGCCAGAAAGUUUAUUCCGCUAUCAGGCUUUCACAAAAGAGUUGGGAGUAAUCGGAGGUAUAAUAGUAAGAGAAGAUAAAAUCAUCCUACCGCCUAAAUUGCGGGAGAGAGCGUUAGAAAUUGCCCAUCGAGGUCACCCAGGGAUCGUUGCAAUGCGUAGAAUUCUUCGAGAAAAGGUAUGGUGGCCGUACAUGGACAGAAGCGUUGGUGAUUUUUUACAGCAAUGCGCCGGUUGCGCAGCAGUGAGUGGACUGGAAGCUCCUGAACCCAUGAAACGGAUUUUAAUGCCAGAACGCGCCUGGCAAGAAAUAGCCAUCGACUUCUUUUCCGCCAAAGAAUGUGCGACAUUUCUAGUCCUCAUCGACUAUUACAGUCGUUACACGAAAGUUAUAGAGAUGAAAGGCACAACGGCGCGGAAGACCAUCGACGCCCUCGAAAGCGUGUUCAUGGAGCAAUCAUAUCCCGAAUCCAUUAGAAGCGAUAAUGGACCUCCGUUUUCGUCCGAAGAAUUUUCGUCCUACUGUGUUUCCAAAAAUAUAAGGCUAAUAAGAACCAUUCCGUACUGGCCUCAAAUGAACGGUCUUGUUGAGCGCCAUAACCAAGGCUUGCUGCGGGCCCUGAGAAUUGCUAAAGCAGUUAAGGAAGAUUGGAGGAAAGCCGUUAGUGACUACGAACAUAUGUACAAUACAACACCGCAUUCCGUAACUGGUAGACCGCCCUUGGAGCUGUUAACUGGACGGCCGAUUAAGGACUUACUUCCCUCCCUACGAACUGAACCGUAUUGGCAGCGAGACGAAGAGACCCGAGAUAAUGACGCAAUAAAGAAGAUGAAGGGGAAGCUAUAUUCCGACAAUAGAAGGAACGCUAAAGAUUCAAGCAUUGCCGUAGGUGAUGAAGUAAUGUUGAAAAACUAUGAAACCGGAAAAUUGGAAUCGAAUUUCAAACUCGAGAAGUUUACGGUAGAUAAAAGAAUGGGAAGUGACGUCAUUGUUUCGAAUGAUGAAGGGGUUCAAUAUCGUCGUUCUGUUUCUCACAUGAAGAAGUGGCCAACUAGUCGUGAACUAUCCAUGGAAAGCCAGUCCGAUAAACUUUCUCAGCGGACACCGGCAACAUGCUCAGCGGAACAUUCUGAAGCACCUUCCCGCGUCAAUGAGAAAAGACAAGGUCAACGCCAAUUGGAAGACUCUCCGGUUCAACGGCCUAAGCGAGCGAAGAAGUUGCCAACAAGAUACAAGUUAUAA
Messenger RNA from Armigeres subalbatus, 2220 nucleotides. RefSeq lists its product as uncharacterized. The coding region runs from base 1 to 2220 and encodes 739 amino acids. Lineage: Eukaryota; Metazoa; Arthropoda; Insecta; Diptera; Culicidae. Gene Ontology annotation, biological process: DNA integration. Gene Ontology annotation, molecular function: nucleic acid binding. The transcript is spliced from 2 exons. The record is from RefSeq and is a predicted model, not a curated record.